Carlito syrichta (Philippine tarsier) is the source of this 962-nucleotide messenger RNA. It is a transcript of the gene EPSTI1, whose product is annotated as epithelial stromal interaction 1. The record is from RefSeq and is a predicted model, not a curated record. NCBI's taxonomy places the organism in Eukaryota, Metazoa, Chordata, Mammalia, Primates, Tarsiidae. The transcript has 12 exons. Bases 1 to 948 code for a protein of 315 amino acids.
AUGUACACCCGCAGUAGGGUGCUGGGCUCCGGGCUCGGCGCGCCCCCUGCCUCCCGCCCGGUCCAGGACCCCCAGAAGCGGCGGGAGGAGCUGGACCCGCUGCAAGGCCAGCGGCAGGGUUUGGAGGCGGCCUCCGAGGGCCUUUCGCGGGACAGCGCCCAGCACGUGGGCCUCAGGCGCAUAGGUGCCUACGCCGUGAUAACACCAAAUGAAAACCGGAGAAAUCAGACACGAAGAAUUGCAGAGCAAGAGCUGGCAAACCUGGAGAAGUGGAAGGAGCAGAACAGAGCUAAACCAAUUCAUCUGGUGCCACGGCGGCUAGGUGGAAGCCAGUCAGAAACUGAAGUCAGGGAGAAACAACAGCUUCAACUGAUACAAUCUAAAUACCAGCAAAAGCUAAAAAGAGAAGCAUCUAUAAGAAUCAAGAAAGAAGCUGAAGAAGCAGAACUCCAAAAAAUGAAGGCAAUUCAGAGAGAGAAGAGCAAUAAGUUGGAGGAGAAAAGACGACUUCAAGAAAACCUCAGAAGAGAAGCAUUUAGAGAGCAUCACCAAUACAAACCUGGUGAGUUUUUUAGCAGACUGAGCCCUGAGCUGCCAAACAGAAGUUCCUAUCAGAUUGCUGCUCGUGACUCCAGAUCCUCAACAUGGAAACUUCCUGUCCUGCCUAGGGAUCACAGUUGGGCCAGAAGCUGGGUUUAUAAGGAUUCUGUAAAAGAGGAAGAAAACCAAAAACUGCAAAAAAUGAAGGAGGAACAACGUCAGAAGGGUGAAUUGCUGGCAUUUAAGCAGCAGCAGCAAGAGGAAGAAAGAGCCAAAAUCUACCAAGCUGAGCACAGGAGGGUAAAUAAUGCUUUUCUGGACCGACUCCAAGGCAAAAGUCAACCAGGUGGCCCUGAGCAGUCUGGAGGCUAUUGGAAUAUGAAUAGUGGUAACAGCUGGGGUAUUUGAGAAAGAUUUACUUU